Aureobasidium pullulans EXF-150 is the source of this 1044-nucleotide messenger RNA. RefSeq lists its product as uncharacterized. The record is from RefSeq and is a predicted model, not a curated record. Gene Ontology annotation, molecular function: acyltransferase activity, transferring groups other than amino-acyl groups. Lineage: Eukaryota; Fungi; Ascomycota; Dothideomycetes; Dothideales; Saccotheciaceae. The transcript has a single exon. Bases 37 to 705 code for a protein of 222 amino acids.
CCCAGCUCAAUGAUCACAAGUGUUCCACCCACAACCAUGAGUUACGAAUCAACACCGCUUCAAUUCUGGGAGAUCGAUGAAUACAUCAAAUUGCGUUUCGACACCUUUGCUGCAAGCGAUGGAAGCCUGAGUGCCGCUUUCUGGCCGGGAGGAUACAACCAAUCCAUCCACAUGUUCCUUCGUCGUGGUCCAGAAAAGGACUUCUCCGACCCAAACGAUCACGUUCAGCUCAUCCGCGACAUCAAAACCAAAGCUGUGAUAGGCGCCGCGCAAUGGGAGGUCAAUCCAAUGCCACCAAUGAAUGCGCAACAAGAACAACCGUCGUCGCUUCCGGAUGUUUCGUUGAACGUGGAGGGCGGAAACAUGCUUGCGCUGAAUACCUUCCGCACGAUGCAGGCGGAUUGUCAUCAGCGAAUCAUGGAGAAACAACCGCAUGUUUAUCUGGGUAUCAUGGUUGUAAAACCAGGAUAUCAGGGUCGUGGCGUCGGGUCUUUCGCAAUGAAAUGGGGCGUUGAUCUUGCAGAUCGAUUAGGGCUGCCCAUAUACGUGGAGGCGACGCUACCAGGCAGACGACUGUACGAGAGAUGGGGCUUCGAGGUGCAGGAAACAAUGCCAUUCGAUGCGAGAGUCUUUGGCGCCCCCUCCAAAGCGGAGCAUUACUGCAUGGUGAGACCAGCAAGGAAAGCAGAUGAGUCGGCAAUCUAGCGUAUUGGAAUUAGGUUUGAGAACUCGGAGCCGGUACCAAACGAAUUGGUUCUGAUGCAUCAAGAGCGAUCACAGAGUCUGCAGAUGCACCAUUGAGUCGCCACAGAUGCUCCACCAGAAGAUGAGUGCUCAUCGUGUGAGAGGGACGUGACAGAACAGAUGAUCAGGGGGUCGGUAGGGUCAUACAUUUUGGAAAGUCCUCAGUAUAGAUCCAUUCGUUAAGGUCAAAAUCUGUGUCCAGAUCAUUUGAUAUCUCUUCGUCGGAGAUAUGUGUAUGCGUGUUGGUGUCGGCAAUCGCGUUCGGCGAAUCUUUAGCGACUCCCGCAACAAUGCUUUCCU